ACAUUGGAGCCUCAAAUUUCCAUAAUGUGCGAGCCAGCUAUUGGGUGGGCGUUGCGGCACCGUUGUGAACACUAAGCGCGGUCGAAGCAAUGCAUUGUCGCCUGGCAUGAUACUGCAUACGCAAACGACCGGUGAGUUGCUCGAAGCUUCUGUCAGCUUCGUGCACGUCGCUGAUACGGUAAUGGCGGCUCGAAGUGCAUGAGGUGGUGGGCUGAGUGUUUUCGUCCCCUUCGUGUGCGAUGUCCACGCCCAGCGAUACGCUCGCCUGUGCCCCGCACCACAGCAACCUCAUGCGGAGAAUCACUGCGCCUUGCCAGUGUAGCAGCCAUCGUUCGCUGGAAUAUAGGACGGUUCUUGCGCGUCCGCCUUUCACAUACCCUCAGGACAAAGUCUCGCUGUCUAGUUGACCCCACUUCCAUCCAAGACGAGCUAGCACUUGGCUCCUGCACCGAGAGGUCGCUGAUUCUCACGGACCACGGUCAACUUGGCUCAAACCCAUGGUCGGACUUCUCAGUAUGGCGAACUACGAUUUGAACAACUAUCUAAGGCAAAUGGAGAGCUUCCGAGCUGUUGAUCAUGCCAGAGAAAACCUCGUUAAUGAAUUGAUCGAGAAGUUUUCCAGUCUGAUGCGAGAACAUUUAGAGCUGAAGAGCGACUACUUAAGCGAACGAGACAACAGGAGGAACUAUCAGUCUAGGGUCGAAGAAGUCCAUAGGGCUAUGAGCGAGCAUGAACGUCAAGUGGAUUCAAGUUCAUUCGUCCUGGCCCUCAUCGAUGGAGAUGGUGCUAUUUUUCAAGAUUCCCUACUCCAGGCAGCUGGCGGUGAUGGCGGCUCAGAAGCUGCUUCUCGCCUGUACCACGCUAUCCACAGCCACAUCUCGACUCUAUACAGCAACUCCGGCAACUGGCCAGUCAUGGUGCAGGUCUACCUAAGUCUUGACAAACUCGCUUUCAAGCUGCAGCAAAUUGGUCUUCUGCGUCAUUCUUCGGAAAUGCGGACAUUCGCACAGCGCUUUAGCGUCAACCAGCCCCUAUUUAGUAUUAUCGAUGUUGGUCAAGGCAAAGAGCGAGCCGACCACAAGAUUAAAGAAAUGCUGCGUACCUUCAGUGACAACCCGACCUGUCGCCACAUCAUCUUUGGCGGUUGCCACGACGCCGGCUAUCUCCUCAAUCUUGAUCAGUUUAAGCAUAACGAGGCCAAGGCGGGUCGUAUCACUUUGUUGGAAUCGACACCAGCGUACAGAGGGUUCGUUGAAUUGCCGAACUUCAAACGCGCCAACUUCGACGAUGUCUUCAGGAAUGAGCCUUUGCCUGACUUCGCUCCUGCCAUCAGUACUACCGUAGCUGCAGCCCAAAGCCCACCACAUCCAGCUCAGUCUCCAGUCGUUGUGCGAUCGUUGAUGAAUGGCUCAAUGAUGAGUAGCACACCUCCCGUAAAACCUGUGGUUGCGGCGGUUGUUAGCCCUUCGCCGUCGCCCAGCACUCCAGCUCCAUCCGUAUCAGCGACCGAGUCCAGCGAUGAUUCCACAUGGGCUAGUGUUGGCAACACCGGCUCACGGCGUGCGGAGAGCAUCUCGAUCGCGCCUUCCAAAGCAAACACCAAGCGAAAAUAUGCUUAUUACAACAAAUUAGAACAAAGACUUGACGAGCCGCUUCCGGCUCGCGAUAGAGCAUCCGUCGAGGCUCUCGAUGCCCGUAUGAAGAAGAACGGAAAGAAGAUGUGCAACAACUUCCACCUGGGUGGCUCGUGUACCCAGGGUAAGUUCUGCCAAUUCCAGCAUGAGCCCAAACUCACACCAGGCGAGCUGGUCGCUCUGCGUUACAAGGCCCGCAGUUUGGCGUGCAACAACAGAUACUGCGAGGAUAUUGAUUGUUACCUGGGCCACCAGUGCGCUAACGAGCGGGAUUUUGGCAACUGUCGCUACGACCAGACUUGCCAUCUGCGCGCCACCCACGGCAUGGACAAAGCAAAAUGGGUAAGAGUCGACAGGGACGGAAAGGAAGAGUACUCGCCGUGA
Messenger RNA from Didymella exigua CBS 183.55, 2018 nucleotides. RefSeq lists its product as uncharacterized. The transcript has 6 exons. The record is from RefSeq and is a predicted model, not a curated record. Gene Ontology annotation, molecular function: metal ion binding. Bases 498 to 2018 code for a protein of 506 amino acids. NCBI's taxonomy places the organism in Eukaryota, Fungi, Ascomycota, Dothideomycetes, Pleosporales, Didymellaceae.